AUGUCGACUUCGUCUGUAUCAAAGGGCUGCUUUGUGUUCAAACCUAGCGCGAAGAAGAAGAAGACUCUAGAUCUGGGAAGUUACUUCAGCCGAGGCUGCGAGAGCUCAGAGAGCAGCGACACACGAUUCAGGCUCUGUCACGACCUGUGGGACAGAAUCAAGACUGACACAGAGGAUGAACUCAACAGGAAAAUAUUGGACAGCUUGCUGGAGUUCACCAGGAAGUGCUCCCUAACUCGUCAACACAGUGACUGGAUGUCCCAGAUGAGAUGCAGUGAAAUUCCCACAGCCGCCCUUAUGUUGGGUGUGAACAUCCCAGACCAUGACAUGACUUUCCAGAGUUUGUCCGACCAACUUCAACAGUCUGUUACUCCUCAUGUUGUCUCUGUGCAGGCUAAAGAGUGUGCAGCGUUGAAACAUUUGAUGAAGAAGGUCCUGGAGAGACUGACGGACACAGUUGUUGCCUUGGACGAUGAGGAUGAGGAGGCAGCUGAGCAGAGUGCUGCCUCCCUCCAAAAGGGCGUGCACUGCUCGCUCAGUGCGCUCUGCGACUGGUACAGCUCAAAAACAAAGAAGUCCAACACUCCAGGGAAGAAGCGCAGUUCCUCUGCGAUGGAGGAGCAGCAGCAGCCUCCUGUUGUGGUCAUCUUCAAAGAUUUGGAAGCUUUUAACCCAAAAGUUCUUCAGGACUUCAUACUCAUCUGCAGCCGCUACAUCGAGCGACUUCCACUAAUGUUCAUCUUUGGGAUCGCCACGUCACCCAGCACCAUCCAGCACAUGCUGCCCCACUCGGUGUCCUCCCUGCUCUGCAUAGAGCUCUUCCAGUCCCUGUCCUGCACGCAGCACCUCGCCACAGUCAUGGACAAGUUGGUCCUCACAUCCCAUUUCCCCUUUAAACUCAGUGGGAAAGUGAUGCAGGUGCUGAUGAGCAUCUUCCUGUACCACGACUUCUCGGUCAGGAACUUCAUUAAGGGGCUGCAGCUGGCCCUGUUGGAGCACUUCCACUCGCAGCCUCUCAGUGUGCUGUGCUGCAAAAAGAAGGAAGCCCUCCUGAAUGUGAUGCAGCUGAGUGACAGCAACGUGGAAAGAAUCAGGCAGCUGCCGUCCUUCAAGAGGUUUAUAGAGAAGCAAGAAAAAGAGGAGCAGGUCCACCUCAUGACGGAUGACGCCUAUUUAAAGGAGAUCUGUUGUAGACUGAUAAAGGACCUUCACAAGUACCACAAGAACUAUUAUCCCAUCCUGAGGGAGCUCCAUUUGAUAUGUCUAGAAAAUAAUGUGUGGGAAACUGAGGAUUACCAGUCUGCCAUGAAGCUGUUGAGGAUGCUGGCUAAAGAUGAGCUGAUUACGCUGCUCCAGAGGUGUGCUGAGAUACUGCAUGUUAAGUCAAAGAAGAUGAAGAAAACUCUUGUCCAGAUGGAGGAACUGCUCGCCAAAUUCAAGCAGCUGGACCCUGCCUCUGAAAUGGGCUCCAGUGCGGAGGACUGCAUUAUCUCCCCAGUGAAAAAUCUUCAGAAGAAGACGGAUCUGUUUCAGCUUCAGAAAACUCUGCUGGAGAUGAACGAGUCUCGUCGAUCAAAGAAACUGAGUCCGUUCGAGACUCUGAGGAAUGAAGCUCUGGAUUUUAUUGAGACGUUGGUGAAGAGCCAUCUGCCUCCACCGGAGUCCCAGACUCUGUGGGAGGUGUGCUACUACAGCUCGUCUGCCACCGUCAGACGCCACCUCAACGCCACGCCCCGCACCUCCAUCCAGGCGGCGCUCAGCAACCCCUUCUGCUACCUUCAGAAUGACAGCUUGAAGGCCGAAGAUGGAACCGUGUCCAACGCGGCUCCCGAUAUCUGCAUCACGUACAAGCUCCACCUGGAGUGUGGAAGGCUGAUCAACCUGUAUGACUGGUUAGAAGCCUACGCCACAGUGGUUUCUGCUGCUGAGGGCAUCGAUCCGGACUCGGAUAGCUUCGGGAAGGUGGAUGAAGUCAAACAUGCUCGGUUUAUCCGAGCUGUGUCAGAGCUGGAAUUUCUGGGUUUUGUCAAGUCGACCAAGCAGAAGACAGACCACGUGGCCAGACUCACCUGGGGAGGCUGCUGA
This is a messenger RNA of Menidia menidia (Atlantic silverside), 2085 nucleotides long. The record is from the annotation of a GenBank genome assembly. Lineage: Eukaryota; Metazoa; Chordata; Actinopteri; Atheriniformes; Atherinopsidae.